CACCGUACCCUGGAUAUCAACGACCCCCAGGUCCAGAGCGCCACCAUUCGGAUCCAGGCCUCUUACAGGGGCCACAGGUGAGGGGGAACCGCGCAUGACAAGGGGCCACCGCGGGUGCUGGAGCCGCUCAAGGACGUGGUGCUGAUGGAGAGCGGCGCGGCCAUGCUGACCUGCCGCAUCUCGGCCUUUGCUGACCCCUUCAUCCGCUGGAGCAAGGACGGCCAGGAGCUGCACCACGGUCCCAAGUACCGCUACGUCUUCGAGGAUCCGGACGUCGUGGCGCUGGUGCGGGAAGGCGAGCUGGCCUACCUGGGCCAGAGCAGCAUCAGCGUCGCCAAGCCCUUCCGCCAGUGCCGACUCGCCGCGCAUCCUGUGGAAGUCCCAGCCAAGAUUCAGAAGGGACCAGAUAACACGAAGGCCCGCAAAGGCACCACGGUGACGCUGCCGGCGGCCAUCAUGGGCGAGCCCGCGCCCAUAGUGAGCGGGAUCAAGGACGGGAAGGACAUGGAGAAGGAUGACCGUGUAUUUCGAGAUCUGCAGCACACCUCCACGCUGACCAUCCGCCCUACCACGCCCAAGGACAGCGGCAAAUACGAGGUGUACGUGGAGAACAGCCUGGGCAUGGACCAGAGCUUCGCUCGCGUGGACGUGGCCUGAAAGGGACUCUCAGACUUGACGCCCGAGCUCCAAGCCCGGAGGCGGCUGACACCCACAGCCUUCCGAAGUAGGAG
This is a messenger RNA of Erinaceus europaeus (western European hedgehog), 731 nucleotides long. RefSeq names its product SPEG neighbor (gene SPEGNB). The record is from RefSeq and is a predicted model, not a curated record. The transcript is spliced from 4 exons. NCBI's taxonomy places the organism in Eukaryota, Metazoa, Chordata, Mammalia, Eulipotyphla, Erinaceidae. The annotation marks the transcript as partial.